AUCGAAAUCAGGCGGCAAUGACUGUACUGAAUGGACACGUCGUUGUAUGUUUGUUUGCCGAUCCAGAUUCUCCACUAAUAGGCCUUAGAAACUUAGUUAUGCCACUGAGAGCUAGCAACUUCCAUUACCAUGAGCUUAAACAUGUUGUGAUAGUAGGUUCAGUCGACUACAUUAGGAGAGAAUGGAAGAUGUUGCAAAAUUUGCCCAAGAUAUCUGUAUUAAAUGGAUCUCCCUUAAGUAGAGCAGACCUUCGUGCCGUUAAUGUAAACUUAUGUGAUAUGUGUUGCAUUCUGUCAGCUAAAGUGCCAAGUAACGAUGAUCCUACUCUAGCAGAUAAGGAAGCAAUAUUAGCAUCUCUUAACAUUAAAGCAAUGACUUUUGAUGAUACGAUAGGUGUACUGAGCCAGACGAAUGGUACUAAUGAGGCGGGUACGCCUGUUGGUAGUCCUAUUAUUCUUCAACGUAGAGGAUCAGUAUAUGGAGCCAAUGUUCCUAUGAUAACAGGUAAUUGUGUUCUAUAUUCCUAA
This is a messenger RNA of Diabrotica balteata, 527 nucleotides long. NCBI's taxonomy places the organism in Eukaryota, Metazoa, Arthropoda, Insecta, Coleoptera, Chrysomelidae. The record is from the annotation of a GenBank genome assembly.